Molecule: messenger RNA, 1316 nt
Organism: Drosophila sulfurigaster albostrigata
Lineage: Eukaryota; Metazoa; Arthropoda; Insecta; Diptera; Drosophilidae
Product: transmembrane protein 170A
Exons: 2
Coding region: 545-937 (130 amino acids)
Source: RefSeq, a predicted model, not a curated record
CGUUCCAGCUGCGUUGCUAUGAAAAAUAAAACCGCAGACGCGAAAACAAUAAUAAUUAAAAGCAAAUACAAGCACUAAAUUGCUUAGUUCAGAUCAGUUGUGCAUUGUCACAUCGAAUAUAUUGCAAUUCGCUGUGCAGUUAAUACACAAACCAAGAUGCUGAGCUAGGAUACGGUGAAUCACUGCCCACUGCAAGUUGGCCUUUGUGUGGCCUUUUUAAUCGAUUCCCCCAAUUUAGGCUGCCAAUCAAAGAAGCAACAACAAAAACAAAACCCAUUUUGUUAAGUGAGUGUUGUUUAAGGCAGUCUAAAAUAGCAACAUCGAGAAGGCUUCGGCUACUGUGUGAAUGUUGUGCUUGUGUGCAACAAAAAUGAGCCAGCAACAACAACAACAAAUGCAGCAGAAAAACAGCUAAAGCAACAAAUGAGUAAAGAGGCAACGACAAGGAAAGCGCUGGCGCAACGCAAAGCAAUAAUUAGCAAUUAAAUAGCAAAGCAACAGCAACAACUAGACUCCUACUACUCCUCCUCCUGCAUCCCUCGUCAUGUUCUCCGAACCCAACGACGCCGAUGAACUGGACGCCAUCAUCGAUGUGCUGGGAUUGCGUUCGCAGGCGCAUCUCAACACCUUCCGUGAGAUGUGGUACCAUGUCUUUCUCUGGGCACUCUUCUCCUCCGUCUUCAUUCACACCUGCGCCGCCCUCGUUGCGUUUGUGACGCUGCGCAAGCAUAAAUUCGGUCGCUUCUUCUCCAUACUGAUCCUGGUGAUGGGUUUCCUUUCGCCGGCGGCAAGCGGCAUCAUCAGCAGCGCCGUCAUUGCGUUUGUGCAUCGUGCUUCCAGUUUGCCCAUGUCACCGAUCUAUGCCAUGAUCUGGGGCCUCGGUCAGACGAUAGUGUCCGCCUGUCUCGGCUUUACGCGAAUUCUGGCCACGCUCUAGACCCCCGUGUGCCACACGUUGCAUGCGACACACCACACGCCACUUGACGGACUGAAUUCUCUCUUAGCAUCCAAAAACAAUAUCGCAAUUUCGUUUUGCUUUAAUCUUAAUUUAAUUCGUAUUAUCUAGCUUAAGCUAAUUAUCAACCAAAUAAUGUAAAUAUUUAAAUACGAUAAUUAAGUCUUAGAAUUCAUUCGACAAAAUCUAUCAAACAAAUUAUUCAGGUGUAACAUCAUUUCAAAAAACAACUAAUUGUAGAAAUCAAAUUACAACAAUUAUGCAAAUUUGUAAAGAAUUAUGUGAUUUUUAAAUAUAUAAACAACUUUCAACUAAAAACUUCAAUUGAAUUAAAUACUGUACAAUAGUUUAGCUCUUUUUU